Molecule: messenger RNA, 2534 nt
Organism: Sabethes cyaneus
Lineage: Eukaryota; Metazoa; Arthropoda; Insecta; Diptera; Culicidae
Gene: Atg18a
Product: WD repeat domain phosphoinositide-interacting protein 2
Exons: 6
Coding region: 303-1553 (416 amino acids)
Biological process (GO): autophagy of mitochondrion; protein localization to phagophore assembly site; nucleophagy
Cellular component (GO): phagophore assembly site membrane; extrinsic component of membrane; cytosol
Molecular function (GO): protein binding; phosphatidylinositol-3,5-bisphosphate binding; phosphatidylinositol-3-phosphate binding
Source: RefSeq, a predicted model, not a curated record
GAAGAAAGAACGGUCAGCCGUUUUUCUCCUCCGUUCGUUUCGUCGCAAAAAGAUCUCGGUUAUAGUUUUUUAUCUGUAUUUGGUGUGAAAACGGACACAAACUCUUAAAAAUAGCAAACAUUAAGCAGGAGGUGUUCCUUCGGGGUCAGACAAUAGUGUCCGUGUUCAAUAUAAGUCCAGCAGGUAGCAUUCGAAAAGUGACUUCUUGUACGAAUACACGUCUUAAAAAGGUUAGCGCAGUCAAAGGAAAACAUCGAGCUAUCUACUUCGGAAGUUUACUGGGAUUAUCACAACCAGGCAGGAUGAGUCUCUCGUCGCGGGCAGACAUCGAUGCUGGCGGAUUCUUUGUAAACUUUAAUCAGGACUGCACUUCUCUGGCCGUUGGUUCGAAAAGCGGAUACAGUCUGUUUUCGUUGAAUUCGGUUGAUAAUACUUUGGAUCAGAUCUACAAUAGCUAUGGCGAGGAUAUCUGCCUGGUGGAACGCCUCUUCAGCAGUUCACUGGUGGCGGUUGUGUCUCUGAACGCACCUCGGAAACUUAAAGUUUGUCACUUCAAAAAAGGUACAGAAAUUUGCAACUAUUCGUAUUCCAACACCAUUUUGGCGGUAAAGCUAAACCGAUCGCGUCUGGUUGUUUGCCUGGAGGAAAGCCUCUACAUCCACAACAUACGGGACAUGAAAGUGGUUCACACAAUUCGUGACACACCACCGAACACAACCGGGCUGUGCGCUUUGGCUUCCGAUUCCGAUCAUUGCUAUUUAGCUUAUCCGGGCAGUGCAACCGUCGGGGAGGUGCAAAUAUUCGAUGCAGUUAAUCUGCAUGCAAAGACGAUGAUUCCGGCACACGAUUCUCCACUGGCGGCGAUUGCCUUCAGCCAGUUGGGAACAGAAGUAGCGACUGCUAGCGAAAAAGGCACUGUGAUUCGGGUGUUUUCCGUGAACGAUGGAUCGAAGCUGUUCGAAUUUCGUCGCGGCGUAAAACGGUGCGUUUCGAUUGCUUCGUUGGCGUUCAGCAUAUGCUCGAAAUAUUUGUGCUGCAGCUCAAACACAGAAACGGUGCACAUAUUCAAAUUGGAGCGCAGCUCCCCGGAGAAUAAUGACGAUCAAAGUGGCAAGGAUCACUGGAUGGGCUAUAUUAGUAAGGCAGUGACCAGUUAUUUGCCGCUGGCAGUACCCUCGCAGGUUACCGAUGUGUUUACCCAGAGUAGAGCGUUCGCAUCCGCUGUGCUUCCGGUCGCUGGGCUCAGACAUUCCUGUGUGAUCAACACGAUUCAAAAGUCGCUAAGGUUACUGGUAGCUUCACAGGAUGGCUAUCUUUACGUUUAUCAACUGCUCGCAGAGGGUGGUGAAUGUCAACUUAUCAAGAAGCAUGAUCUAAGAAGCGAGCCCCCCACCGGGCGACCGGAAUCACUCCCGAUUGGUGUACCGACCAACUCACCAGCGGGGGGCGGUGGCAGCUAUGCGGCUGCAGUGAAGGGCGCACCGGCCAGCGGCACCGCGAAUGUUGCUAUCGGUUCCAACGAAGAUGAGCAACAACAGCAACAGCAGCAGUAAUAAGCCGAAGGAUUUGUUGUUUUCCGAAAAUGGAUUGCAUAACUAGCAACGAAUCGCGUAGCAGCAGCCGCGGGGGGUGAGUGAGUGAGUCUAGUGUGGGUGGGCUGCUAUUGGUCAAUAUUAAUCGGAAGCAGGAUCGACUGCCAGCAUCAAGCGUGUGAUGGCAAAAAAUUAAACAACAAUUUCUAUUCUCCUUUUCGGAUGAUAACCUUGUGAGCUGUUUUCUUUUAAUUUUCAUAAAAUAGGACAGUCGUUUCUUUGUGUUGCUCUUUUCAAAAUUAGAGGAGAAUUUUAAAACAGUCAUACAAUUAUUUUCUAAUUAUUUUAAUUUCUUGAAAAAUGUGUUUAAACCAGUAAAUCAUAGUAUUUAAAUUCAAAGCAUACAAAAAUACAAAAAAAAAAACAAAUCGGUACAAGGAAUUCACGAUGUGACAAAUCUCAUAUCAUUUAGAUUUGCGCCAAGUAACAGAUCGAAGCAAAUGAAAAUGCAAAUCUUUACUGGAACCUAGUGACAUCCCUAACGCUACCCGUUGUGAUAACUUAGUAGAUGAAAUCGAAACCCAGCUCGCAGUGGAAAACCGGCUAGCAGUAACAGGAGACUUGGAAAUAAUUUGAUUACAGUAGAAGGAAACACACAGGUUGCUAAAACAAUUUGAGAAAACAGAAAGAAAAACAACCAAUCACUACAAGUGAGAUACAGUUUUCUCUAAGUGCGCGUCGUGACAUAAUUAUCUUCUAUUUAUUCGGGAAGAAAAUAGAUUGUGCCGAGGUAGAACCUUAAAUAUUAGAAUAAAUAUUAUUUUUCAAGCAUUCUUGUUCUAGCAUAUAAGCGUCGGAAAAGUCUAGACUAUGAAAUACAUCUACAACACUACUUACACAAUGAAAUAAAAGAAAACCUUUGCAAGCAAUUUUCUUGAAAAAAGCAGAUUGCCCACGUUAAAGGUAUGAAAUGUAAAAAAAUAUAGAUAUUUGAAAACGUGA